Molecule: messenger RNA, 645 nt
Organism: Zychaea mexicana
Lineage: Eukaryota; Fungi; Mucoromycota; Mucoromycetes; Mucorales; Lichtheimiaceae
Exons: 3
Coding region: 1-645 (214 amino acids)
Biological process (GO): protein import into nucleus
Cellular component (GO): cytosol; nucleus
Molecular function (GO): nuclear import signal receptor activity
Source: RefSeq, a predicted model, not a curated record
AUGUUUGGCUGCAUCGUAGCGGGCAGACUGGUCCAAACAAAUUUGCAACAGGUGGAUGUGAACAAGUACGUCUUUGAGCUUUCCGACGCACAGUCCAUCAAUCAUUUAGUCGUAUUUCUUCUCGGUACCAUACCUUUCCAACAAGGCUUUGGUGCAACUGUCCAUUUACUAUGGCCAAACAAAGAAUGGCAGCUAUUGGGAGUAUUAUUAAACGAAAAACCUAGCGCGAUCUUUCGGUUACGGCAAAAUAACAACGCAGCAACAACAACGCCGCAAGUGUCAACACCUGCAACACUCGGUAUUUCCAUUGAACCCAUCGACAUUAUACAACAACAAGUCGAAACGCAAGGUUCAGCAUCCAUGAUGGACACGCCCGGUGAUGGCACGCAAAUGGCUAUCGUGAAACCACCACCCACAACACCUAAUUUGAACCAAGCGGGUCAGCUUGCUUCAAAGAUUCUGGAUAACCUGUACAACUAUGUCACCUCAUUCGUUCAACAAGAUUUGCCACUGGAUGCCAUCCCGCUCUCGACACUCAGCGAUCGAGGCUAUUUACCCCUCAAGGCAUUCCAGACCUGGUACGAAAAUCUUAGUCGAAAACUUGGUAAUGAUCCGAAUUACCUGACUUCGGACAAGAGUGGAUAA